This is a messenger RNA of Kockovaella imperatae, 1091 nucleotides long. RefSeq lists its product as hypothetical. The coding region runs from base 215 to 874 and encodes 219 amino acids. The record is from RefSeq and is a predicted model, not a curated record. Lineage: Eukaryota; Fungi; Basidiomycota; Tremellomycetes; Tremellales; Cuniculitremaceae. The transcript has 3 exons.
CCUCUCCAUUCGUGGCGUAAAUUGAACAUCGGAUGGUCAUAUUCCUUCUUGCUCGCCGUUGAGGAGGUAUCGAGCUCAGAUCCCAAUACUGACCGAGACGGUUCCUUCUGACAGGUCAUGCAUCCUGUGGAUGUUCGGUUCCACUCUUGCCUCCUGUCAUAGAUCUAUCUAAAGCUCACUAUGUAAACAAACAACCUGGACACCUUUCUUCCAUAUGGAUAUCUUUCUUCCACACAUAUUCCAUCUCUUACGUCUGAUCAACAAGGACCAGGCCACCCCGCCCGCACAGAAACCAGAACUAAAGAUGAUCCGACUCACGACAUUGUGUGCCCUUGCCCUCGCACUCUAUGGGCAGUCUGCACAGGGCCUGACAUUCAGCCGAAAGCUCUCGAGAGACUCGGGGGCAGCCGCGAAUCCUCUGCCGGGUGGAACAGCUCUCAAGCAGGCUAGCCGAGCAGGAAUCGUCAAGAGACAGCAACAGCUCGCACGUUCAGAUCGCCUGCGACCAAGAACAUCAGGCGCUUCCACGAGCCCUUCAUACGACUAUUGCCCCGGUUUCUCAUCCGGGCCGCCCAAGCCCCACGCAGUGUACAUGAAUGUGGGGGCACCCACAGAGGGCGCUUACGACGAUACAGUCGUCUCAAGCUUGAGUGACUGCAUAGCAUAUGUUGACACUACCUAUGGAACUCAAUUUUUUGGAGCCUUUAAUUCUGCAGAAAAUCCAGCAACCUGUUAUGUCUACGAAGGCUCUCCGGGUACCUCCGACUACACGAGCACAGGCUCCUUCACCCUCUUCGCGCAGAAGAGCUGCGCUGACAAUGCGAUAAACGCGGGAUCUUCGACGACAUGUUGCAACGCUCCCACUACAGCUUAAAGCGUCCCCAUCUUUCUUUUUUGCGUGAGAACAAGGUCUGAUUGUCGGGCAGCGGUGCUCAAACUGCGUCUUCGUUGUCCGUUUCGGUAUCUUGCACCAAGCUCACGCAGACGGUCCUGGUGGCUUAUGGAUGGGGGCACAAUGGAGGUUAUAAUUUAGAGGCUCACCAGCAUCAUGCCCUCUCGUCUUUAGCGAUGGCGGUGUCAUCCAUGUUGUG